AUGGGACGAGGAAAGUCGCUUUCGGAAUUCGAGAAAGGUCAAAUUUACGCGGAGCAAAGGAGCGGGGAAAAAGCAGGGACUGAUCGAUCGACGUCGAAAGCAGUUGUAGAUAAUUUCAUCAAGAAUCCUGAAGUAUAUGGAACCAGAAGGAGCGCUGAAUGCCUUCGCUCCUGUCCAACAGAGACAAGCGCCGUAUUUCGAAGGAAGCGUCAAACUCCACCAAGUAUUGCAUGGAAAUUCGAUCGUCUCUGA
Messenger RNA from Haemonchus placei, 252 nucleotides. The record is from the annotation of a GenBank genome assembly. Lineage: Eukaryota; Metazoa; Nematoda; Chromadorea; Rhabditida; Trichostrongylidae.